UAUGUGUCACUGACUCAAAAUACUUAAAUUUCGUUUCAUCGCGUUUCGAUUACACGCGAACCACUGUGCUUCGUUGAUAGCUGAUAUAAUAAAAAAAAAGAAGGCAAAAACUGGUAUUUCUCAGCGACUUUUCCACAUUAUUUUAAUUUCUGCUGAUUAAGUUCGCCAUUCGAUAAUGAAAAAUUAUUCAGAUAGACACAAAAAAAACCUCAGCUGGAGCAGCAGUAGCAGCAGCAGGUAGCAGCAGUAGUUGUAACUCGAAUCGAAUAUAUAUAAACACAUACAGCUAUGGCCGAUGCUCGCAUACAGUUCAAAGGGCUCAAGGGCUUUCCCGCAACAGAGCAGGACAAGAUCGAGACGCAAGCGUUUUUGAAUGCGUCCAAGGAAAUUGUAACUGUCAUUGAGACCUUUGGCAAACUCUUUACGCCCGUUAUCAAAGAUAUGAAUGGGAAUAUAAAUAAACUAACCAAAGUCUAUGGCACGGACGUUCUCAAGUAUAAUUAUCUAGAAGAUAUGAUUGUGUUGAAUGUGAAUGUCGACGACUACGCGUCGACUGCGUUGCUCUGGCUGAAACGUGGCCUUCAGCUGAUCUGCACCUUCUUCGAGAACAUCUACAACGACGCACAGCGCAAGGAGGCGCUCAAGCCACAUCUGCAGGAUGCCUAUGAGAAAACCCUAAAGCCCUACCAUGGCUUCAUUGUGCAGAGCACCAUUAAGAUCAUCUACAGCUGGGUGCCCACGCGUAGCCAGCUUCUUGGCCAGGGACCAGCACAGCUGGAGAACAUUGAGGUGUUGACCAAUUAUUUGCCUACCAUGCGAACGCAUCUGGAUCGGAUUGACGCGCUGCUCAAGGCGCACAAUUUGGAUGAUGCGAGCAAAGUGUGAUUUGC
Molecule: messenger RNA, 890 nt
Organism: Drosophila hydei
Lineage: Eukaryota; Metazoa; Arthropoda; Insecta; Diptera; Drosophilidae
Product: glycolipid transfer protein
Exons: 5
Coding region: 289-885 (198 amino acids)
Biological process (GO): intermembrane lipid transfer; ceramide transport
Cellular component (GO): cytosol; cytoplasm; membrane
Molecular function (GO): ceramide 1-phosphate binding; ceramide 1-phosphate transfer activity
Source: RefSeq, a predicted model, not a curated record